Messenger RNA from Strongylus vulgaris, 1089 nucleotides. Lineage: Eukaryota; Metazoa; Nematoda; Chromadorea; Rhabditida; Strongylidae. The record is from the annotation of a GenBank genome assembly.
AUGAAUGCGAUUUUCGAGUUGCGUUUAGAAUGUGAUUGUGGUAUGGAUUUCAUCGAUUUCUACCGCGAUUACUACACAAGGAUAUGGAUCACUUAUAGGACAGGGAUGCCACCUCUACUAGGAACAGAGGUGACAAGCGAUUGCGGUUGGGGUUGCAUGAUCCGAUCAACGCAAAUGGCUAUAGCACAGGCGCUGGUUGUUAAUCGAAUGACGAGAAGAUGGCGUUAUUACGGAAGAAAGCUAUCCAGUCGUAAAGACGUGGGCCAUUCCCGAGGAGAUUCAUUUUAUGAUGCUCAGCUGGAAGUGCUUAAACUGUUUGAGGAUUGUCCAUCUGCUCCGCUUGGAAUGCAUCGGCUUGUGGAAAUAUCAAGCAGAGAAAAUCCAACGGAGAAUGCUGUUGGACGGUGUCAAGGCAUAUCCUGCAGGAAAGCCAUUCGACAGUCAGCUUCACCCCUGACUAGCGAUCUGUCCAUAAUGCUGGCGGUUGAUGGACGAGUAGUUGUCGGCGAUGCAGAACGUGAAAGUCGUGCUUGGGCAAAAAGAUUGCUACUUUUUGUCCCGGUGCGACUUGGAACUAGCAGUGUCAAUCCGGUUUAUUUCGACCAUAUUCGGCAUCUUCUCUCCACAACAACCUGUCUAGGAAUAUUGGGAGGAAGGCCAGAUCAUUCAUUGUAUUUCAUUGGUUACUAUGGUCGGCAAGUAAUCUAUCUGGAUCCUCAUGUUGCGCAUGAGUAUAUACCAAUGUCUUCGUGGGAUGAGUCAACACCACCACCAGACCACGAAGGUCAAGAGCCAGUGAAGAAACGCCACAAGCAUCCGAUCAGCUCAUAUCACUGCCGAUCAUUGUCUAAAUUACCAAUGAAGGACAUGGAUCCAAGCUGCGUUGUUGGAUUCAUGUUUCGAACAAAGGAAGAUAUGGAUGGUACUUUUCGGAUAUUGAAUUUGAAUCAAGUUGUGGAUGUGGAUCUUGGCCCUGGAGAAGGCUCAAAACGUACCAAAGAUCCACUUUUCACAGUACAGUACCAAGAAACAGCAUCUUACGAUUGCUUGAGGGAAGUGAGUGAGGAUGAACAGCGGCAAGCGCUGGAA